This is a messenger RNA of Pygoscelis adeliae (Adelie penguin), 1480 nucleotides long. It is a transcript of the gene BUB3, whose product is annotated as BUB3 mitotic checkpoint protein. NCBI's taxonomy places the organism in Eukaryota, Metazoa, Chordata, Aves, Sphenisciformes, Spheniscidae. Gene Ontology annotation, molecular function: ubiquitin binding. The coding region runs from base 153 to 1142 and encodes 329 amino acids. Gene Ontology annotation, cellular component: kinetochore; bub1-bub3 complex; mitotic checkpoint complex. The record is from RefSeq and is a predicted model, not a curated record. Gene Ontology annotation, biological process: mitotic spindle assembly checkpoint signaling. The transcript is spliced from 8 exons.
GCAUCUUCCGCAUCCUGACGUGCUUCUCUCCGGGACCGGACUGCGGGAGCGACCGUGCCUCUGGCGCCUCAGUGCUUCCGUAAUCCGCUGCUGCGGCAGGAAGAAAGCUUUUCCUUGGCGUUGCGUGGAGCAGGGAGAGGAACUCGUGCAAUAUGAAAACGAUGACGGGAUCAAACGAAUUCAAACUAAAUCAAACUCCAGAUGAUGGUAUUUCAUCAGUAAAGUUUAGUCCAAAUACAUCUCAGUUUCUGCUUGUUUCAUCCUGGGACACAACUGUCCGGCUCUAUGAUGUUCCUGCCAACACCAUGAGACUCAAAUAUCAACAUUCAGGAGCUGUCCUUGACUGUGCUUUUUAUGAUCCUACCCAUGCCUGGAGUGGAGGAUUAGAUCAGCAGCUGAAAAUGCACGAUCUAAACACGGACCAAGAAAACCUUGUUGGUGCUCAUGAUGCUCCUAUCAGGUGUGUUGAGUAUUGCCCAGAAGUAAAUGUCAUGGUGACUGGAAGCUGGGAUCAAACAGUUAAGCUGUGGGAUCCCAGAACUCCUUGUAAUGCAGGAACCUUCUCUCAGCCUGAAAAGGUCUACACGCUUUCUGUGUCUGGAGAUAGACUGAUUGUGGGGACGGCAGGUCGGAGAGUGCUGGUGUGGGAUUUGCGGAACAUGGGUUAUGUUCAGCAGCGAAGAGAAUCAAGUCUGAAAUACCAGACCCGCUGUAUCAGAGCAUUUCCGAAUAAACAGGGUUAUGUUUUAAGCUCUAUUGAAGGUCGUGUUGCGGUGGAGUAUUUGGAUCCAAGUCCAGAAAUCCAGAAGAAGAAAUAUGCAUUCAAAUGUCACCGUUUGAAGGAAAAUAACAUUGAGCAGAUUUAUCCAGUUAAUGCUAUUUCUUUCCAUAAUGUCCACAACACGUUUGCUACAGGCGGUUCUGAUGGAUUUGUGAAUAUUUGGGAUCCAUUUAAUAAAAAGCGGCUGUGUCAGUUCCAUCGGUAUCCCACAAGCAUAGCAUCACUUGCCUUCAGCAACGAUGGAACUACCCUUGCAAUAGCUUCUUCAUAUAUGUAUGAAAUGGAUGACAUCGAACAUCCCGAAGAUGGUAUCUAUAUUCGCCAAGUGACAGAUGCAGAAACAAAACCUAAGUCUACUUAGACUUCUGGUGAUACUUCUUCUCUACAAGAGGUGCCCACCUGUUCCUAACAAGACUAAACUAAAACAAUAGAAGUGGGAAGAACAAUCUUUGUACUGGUGUUGUUUCUUACUAAGAAAUAUUUGUUUGUAUUUGUAGUAUGUCUUAAUCUGUCAUUACUUUUCUGCUUAUGUUAGUGAAAAUGUUUUCUUUAUCUGCUGUUUGUAGCUAAAUUAGUUCAGUCCUGUAGGCAACUUUGCGUAUACCUUUAUAAAAACUUACCACAUUUUGUAGUAUCCAAUUAUGAAAACUUCCAGUAGUAUCAUAAUUGUUCAAUAAAUAUCUGUAGUUUUUUGAAAAC